AUGAAAAAGCAGUUGCUAGAGGUGGAUAAUGACAAGGAAAUGAUAGAAAGCACAAUGGGUGAACUGAGAGUGAAAGAGGCAGAAAUGGUGAGAGAAAAAGACAACAUGGAUAACAGGAUGGUAAGGUUCAAAGAGGAAGAGGAUAGAAUGCAUGAAGAAAUCGGAAGGAAGAUGGACAUCUUAAAGCAGGAAAGUUGUGAAAUCAAAAGACUUAGAGAUGAAAUUGACAGUGAAAAGGACCAGCUGAAUGCAAAAUUGCUUGAGUUGGAAAAAAUGCGUGAAGAACUAGAUAGAGAGAAGAAGGAAGUGAAAGACAGGAAGGAUGAAACACUGAAAGAGAAAGAUCAGUUGGAAGAGAGGGCAGGUAAGAUAAAUAAGGAGAAAGAGGAAUUGGAUAUCAGUCUUGAACUGAUGAAAAGACAAAGGGAAGACUUGACAAGCUUGAAGGCUGAAGCAGAAGCACAGACCGAGCCUAUGGAAAUAGAUUGGAAGGAAAAGCUCACGAGGGAAAGACAACAACUUGAAGAUGUAAAGGAGGAGAUACAGAAGGAAAAAGAAGCCUUUGAGAGAAAGAAGGAAUUGACCAUGAAAGAAAGAGAUGAGUUUGAUCUGAUGAAGUCUGAAACCCAGGGACAAUUGGAGGAAAUAGAACAAAACAAACAAGACAUUCGUGUGGAGAAGGAAAAGCUGGAUCAGAUCAAAGCUGAGUUAGAAAGACGGUCUGAAGACGUAAAUCAGAUCAUGGAUGAGACAAGACGGGAGAGGGGGAAGGUUGAAGAACUGGCUAUCCAAACUCAAAAACAAAGAGAAGAAAUGGUGGGUUUUAUGGAAAAGAGCAAACAAACGCAGAACGAACUGGAACUCAUGAAUGACAAGAUUGAAAGAGAGAAACAAGACAUUGAAGAAAGUCGAGAUGUGCUAACAAAGGAGAGAGAGGAGCUGGAACAAAUGAGGAGUGAGAUACAGCAACAGAGAGAGGAGACAGAAUCUCACAUGGAAGACCAAAGGAAAGAGAAAGAACAUUUGGAACAAAUGACAACGGACAUGAAAAAGCAGUUGCUAGAGGUGGAUAAUGACAAGGAAAUGAUAGAAAGCACAAUGGGUGAACUGAGAGUGAAAGAGGCAGAAAUGGUGAGAGAAAAAGACAACAUGGAUAACAGGAUGGUAAGGUUCAAAGAGGAAGAGGAUAGAAUGCGUGAAGAAAUCGGAAGGAAGAUGGACAUCUUAAAGCAGGAAAGUUGUGAAAUCAAAAGACUUAGAGAUGAAAUUGACAGUGAAAAGGACCAGCUGAAUGCAAAAUUGCUUGAGUUGGAAAAAAUGCGUGAAGAACUAGAUAGAGAGAAGAAGGAAGUGAAAGACAGGAAGGAUGAAACACUGAAAGAGAAAGAUCAGUUGGAAGAGAGGGCAGGUAAGAUAAAUAAGGAGAAAGAGGAAUUGGAUAUCAGUCUUGAACUGAUGAAAAGACAAAGGGAAGACUUGACAAGCUUGAAAGCUGAAGCAGAAGCACAGACCGAGCCUAUGGAAAUAGAUUGGAAGGAAAAGCUCACGAGGGAAAGACAACAACUUGAAGAUGUAAAGGAGGAGAUACAGAAGGAAAAAGAAGCCUUUGAGAGAAAGAAGGAAUUGACCAUGAAAGAAAGAGAUGAGUUUGAUCUGAUGAAGUCUGAAACCCAGGGACAAUUGGAGGAAAUAGAACAAAACAAACAAGACAUUCGUGUGGAGAAGGAAAAGCUGGAUCAGAUCAAAGCUGAGUUAGAAAGACGGUCUGAAGACGUAAAUCAGAUCAUGGAUGAGACAAGACGGGAGAGGGGGAAGGUUGAAGAACUGGCUAUCCAAACUCAAAAACAAAGAGAAGAAAUGGUGGGUUUUAUGGAAAAGAGCAAACAAACGCAGAACGAACUGGAACUCAUGAAUGACAAGAUUGAAAGAGAGAAACAAGACAUCGAAGAAAGUCGAGAUGUGCUAACAAAGGAGAGAGAGGAGCUGGAACAAAUGAGGAGUGAGAUACAGCAACAGAGAGAGGAGACAGAAUCUCACAUGGAAGACCAAAGGAAAGAGAAAGAACAUUUGGAACAAAUGACAACGGACAUGAAAAAGCAGUUGCUAGAGGUGGAUAAUGACAAGGAAAUGAUAGAAAGCACAAUGGGUGAACUGAGAGUGAAAGAGGCAGAAAUGGUGAGAGAAAAAGACAACAUGGAUAACAGGAUGGUAAGGUUCAAAGAGGAAGAGGAUAGAAUGCAUGAAGAAAUCGGAAGGAAGAUGGACAUCUUAAAGCAGGAAAGUUGUGAAAUCAAAAGACUUAGAGAUGAAAUUGACAGUGAAAAGGACCAGCUGAAUGCAAAAUUGCUUGAGUUGGAAAAAAUGCGUGAAGAACUAGAUAGAGAGAAGAAGGAAGUGAAAGACAGGAAGGAUGAAACACUGAAAGAGAAAGAUCAGUUGGAAGAGAGGGCAGGUAAGAUAAAUAAGGAGAAAGAGGAAUUGGAUAUCAGUCUUGAACUGAUGAAAAGACAAAGGGAAGACUUGACAAGCUUGAAGGCUGAAGCAGAAGCACAGACCGAGCCUAUGGAAAUAGAUUGGAAGGAAAAGCUCACGAGGGAAAGACAACAACUUGAAGAUGUAAAGGAGGAGAUACAGAAGGAAAAAGAAGCCUUUGAGAGAAAGAAGGAAUUGACCAUGAAAGAAAGAGAUGAGUUUGAUCUGAUGAAGUCUGAAACCCAGGGACAAUUGGAGGAAAUAGAACAAAACAAACAAGACAUUCGUGUGGAGAAGGAAAAGCUGGAUCAGAUCAAAGCUGAGUUAGAAAGACGGUCUGAAGACGUAAAUCAGAUCAUGGAUGAGACAAGACGGGAGAGGGGGAAGGUUGAAGAACUGGCUAUCCAAACUCAAAAACAAAGAGAAGAAAUGGUGGGUUUUAUGGAAAAGAGCAAACAAACGCAGAACGAACUGGAACUCAUGAAUGACAAGAUUGAAAGAGAGAAACAAGACAUUGAAGAAAGUCGAGAUGUGCUAACAAAGGAGAGAGAGGAGCUGGAACAAAUGAGGAGUGAGAUACAGCAACAGAGAGAGGAGACAGAAUCUCACAUGGAAGACCAAAGGAAAGAGAAAGAACAUUUGGAACAAAUGACAACGGACAUGAAAAAGCAGUUGCUAGAGGUGGAUAAUGACAAGGAAAUGAUAGAAAGCACAAUGGGUGAACUGAGAGUGAAAGAGGCAGAAAUGGUGAGAGAAAAAGACAACAUGGAUAACAGGAUGGUAAGGUUCAAAGAGGAAGAGGAUAGAAUGCGUGAAGAAAUCGGAAGGAAGAUGGACAUCUUAAAGCAGGAAAGUUGUGAAAUCAAAAGACUUAGAGAUGAAAUUGACAGUGAAAAGGACCAGCUGAAUGCAAAAUUGCUUGAGUUGGAAAAAAUGCGUGAAGAACUAGAUAGAGAGAAGAAGGAAGUGAAAGACAGGAAGGAUGAAACACUGAAAGAGAAAGAUCAGUUGGAAGAGAGGGCAGGUAAGAUAAAUAAGGAGAAAGAGGAAUUGGAUAUCAGUCUUGAACUGAUGAAAAGACAAAGGGAAGACUUGACAAGCUUGAAGGCUGAAGCAGAAGCACAGACCGAGCCUAUGGAAAUAGAUUGGAAGGAAAAGCUCACGAGGAAAGACAACAACUUGAAGAUGUAA
Molecule: messenger RNA, 3663 nt
Organism: Oncorhynchus masou masou (cherry salmon)
Lineage: Eukaryota; Metazoa; Chordata; Actinopteri; Salmoniformes; Salmonidae
Product: trichohyalin-like
Exons: 1
Coding region: 1-3663 (1220 amino acids)
Biological process (GO): mitotic sister chromatid cohesion
Cellular component (GO): mitotic cohesin complex
Molecular function (GO): cohesin loader activity; double-stranded DNA binding
Source: RefSeq, a predicted model, not a curated record